This is a messenger RNA of Coregonus sp. 'balchen', 11161 nucleotides long. The record is from the annotation of a GenBank genome assembly. NCBI's taxonomy places the organism in Eukaryota, Metazoa, Chordata, Actinopteri, Salmoniformes, Salmonidae.
AUGUCGGAGUUUGAUCUCGCUGCGCAGUGUUUAGAUUCCAUCUCUAACCGGCCACCGGUGGACCGUUGUCCCGAUGCCAAACCGACAGAAGACAUGUCGAAAGAGAACCAAGAAAACCGGACUUUGCUAAUGGUGGCGAUGAUUUUGCUCGACCUGAAAAAAAUUAACCAGAACACAAUCAGUGGGACAUGUGGUGGGGGUAGUAAAUGUCUGGGCCAAAGUGAUGCCAACAGCCAGAUUAACGGACACCGGUGUGGUCACAGGGUGAGCAGGGACAGUCGGGGUACUGCAAGGGCGCAACAGAACUCGGCAGAAAAGCAGUCACAGAUCAGGAAGGCUGUGAAUAUGCACGUGUCCCCAGAGAAGAUACAUUGUUGCCCAUUCAGCAGCUGUGGGAAGAUGUAUGGCAAGUCAUCCCACCUCAAAGCCCACCUGAGAGUGCACACUGGUAAGUUUUGUAAAGGUUAUGCUACUUAUCUAUGACUAUAAAGAAAAUACGUUUUAGGCGUACAAUCGAAAUUCUUUGUCAAACACUGGAGUUAAAUUCUUAGAUUCUUAGCCUGGCUACUGUGUCGUUCUGUAGGCGCACACUGGUGCAGGGAUGAUUGAGGACAUAACUUUGACCAGUCAGUUUUUCAGAAUGGCCUAUUGCAAGUCAUAAGGACCUACCAGUAUGUGUGCAUUUCUGUGUUUCAAAGCGGGGUGUGACCAUGUGCAGAGAGGUGUGCGCAGGUGGUGGUGGGGUUCUCUUUGACUUGCACAUUUAAACUUCUUCUUCUAGGCUAAUAGUUAGAAAAGUUGCUAAUUAGCAAAAAUGCUAAAGUUGUCUGUGAUGAGAUUCGAACUAGCAACCUAAGGAUUCGCGUUAUACGCCCAUCCAUCCAGACCAACCACCCUACUUUCAUUUUUGCCUAAUUUAACCAUCUGUCUUAUGUAACCAUACCAAACGUAACAUAUCAUACUAAUUUGAGUGUCCCUGAUUUACAUUUACUAUGUUAUGUCAAGUCUAUGAGACCAGGCUGUGUAAACUGCAGAUUUCAAACCAGUUGGUAAGGACCUGUUACCUAUGUUCAGUGUGUAGCCUGCAUAUAUUCAUGUAAUAAACCCACUGAAGUCCACAUGUUGUCUGUAGAUAACGCUGCAAUUCCCCUUUCUCUUACGUCACAUAUUUCAUGCCACUCAUGUUUUGUUGUAGGCCCAAACAGGAGACAUGUAUGGAAGCCCGUUCCCGCCACCCGAAACAUUUCAUCUGACCACGAGUUAUGAGAUAGUAAGUCAUAAUAAUGACAUACUAAGUCAUAUUUAUGAGAUAGUAAGUCAUAUUGAGAUACUAAGUCAUUAUUAUUAGAUAGUAAGUCAUAAUUGUGAGAUAUGUAAGUCGUAUUGAGAUACUAAGUCAUCAUUAUUAGAUAGUAAGUCAUAAUUGUGAGAUAUGUAAGUCAUAAUUAUGAGAUAGUAAGUCAUUAUUAAACUAUAAAAAUAGAAAGUCUCAAAAUACCAUUAUUGUGUAAUGAACACAUUACUCCUCCCGAGUGACGCAGUGGUCUAAGGCACAGCAUUGCUAGUGCUAGCUGUGCCACUAGAGAUCCUGGUUCGAAUCCAGGAUCUCAAUUGGUCCAGGGUAGCCGAGGGAAUGGCCGGCAGGGAUGCUCAGUUGGUAGAGCAUGGCAUUUGCAACGCCAGGGUUGUGGGUUCGAUUCCAGUAUAUAAAAAAAAUAUAUACACUGCUCAAAAAAAUAAAGGGAACACUAAAAUAACACAUCCUAGAUCUGAAUGAAUGAAAUAAUCUUAUUAAAUACUUUUUUCUUUACAUAGUUGAAUGUGCUGACAACAAAAUCACACAAAAAUUAUCAAUGGAAAUCACAUUUAUCAACCCAUGGAGGUCUGGAUUUGGAGUCACCCUCAAAAUUAAAGUGGAAAACCAGACUACAGGCUGAUCCAACUUUGAUGUAAUGUCCUUAAAACAAGUCAAAAUGAGGCUCAGUAGUGUGUGUGGCCUCCGCGUGCCUGUAUGACCUCCCUACAACGCCUGGGCAUGCUCCUGAUGAGGUGGCGGAUGGUCUCCUGAGGGAUCUCCUCCCAGACCUGGACUAAAUCAUCCGCCAACUCCUGGACAGUCUGUGCAACGUGGCGUUGGUGGAUGGAGCGAGACAUGAUGUCCCAGAUGUGCUCAAUUGGAUUCAGGUCUGGGGAAUGGGCGGGCAAUUCCAUAGCAUCAAUGCCUUCCUCUUGCAGGAACUGCUGACACACUCCAGCCACAUGAGGUCUAGCAUUGUCUUGCAUUAGGAGGAACCCAGGGCCAACCGCACCAGCAUAUGGUCUCACAAGGGGUCUGAGAAUCUCAUCUCGGUACCUAAUGGCAGUCAGGCUACCUCUGGCGAGCACAUGGAGGGCUGUGCGGCCCCCCAAAGAAAUGCCACCCCACACCAUGACUGACCCACCGCCAAACCGGUCAUGCUGGAGGAUGUUGCAGGCAGCAGAACGUUCUCCACGGCGUCUCCAGACUCUGUCACGUCUGUCACGUGCUCAGUGUGAACCUGCUUUCAUCUGUGAAGAGCACAGGGCGCCAGUGGCGAAUUUGCCAAUCUUGGUGUUCUCUGGCAAAUGCCAAACGUCCUGCACGGUGUUGGGCUGUAAGCACAACCCCCACCUGUGGACGUCGGGCCCUCAUACCACCCUCAUGGAGUCUGUUUCUGACCGUUUGAGCAGACACAUGCACAUUUGUGGCCUGCUGGAGGUCAUUUUGCAGGGCUCUGGCAGUGCUCCUCCUGCUCCUCCUUGCACAAAGGCAGAGGAAGCAGUCCUGCUGCUGGGUUGUUGCCCUCCUACGGCCUCCUCCACGUCUCCUGAUGUACUGGCCUGUCUCCUGGUAGCGCCUCCAUGCUCUGGACACUACGCUGACAGACACAGCAAACCUUCUUCCCACAGCUCGCAUUGAUGUGCCAUCCUGGAUGAGCUGCACUACCUGAGCCACUUGUGUGGGUUGUAGACUCCGUCUCAUGAUUUCACUAGAGUGAAAGCACCGCCAGCAUUCAAAAGUGACCAAAACAUCAGCCAGGAAGCAUAGGAACUGAGAAGUGGUCUGUGGUCACCAACUGCAAAACCAGUCCUUUAUUGGGGGUGUCUUGCUAAUUGCCUAUAAUUUCCACCUGUUGUCUAUUCCAUUUGCACAACAGCAUGUGAAAUGUAUUGUCAAUCAGUGUUGCUUCCUGAGUGGACAGUUUGAUUUCACAGAAGUGUGAUUGACUUGGAGUUACAUUGUGUUGUUUAAGUGUUCCCUUUAUUUUUUUGAGCAGUGUAUAUAUGUAUGCACUCACUAACUGUAAGUCGCUCUGGAUAAGAGCGUCUGCUAAAUGACUAAAAUGUAAAUGAAAAGUAGUGCAGCUGAGCUGUAAGUGUUUUAUUGCACAGAAUGUGUUUUAAAACAGAAAUUAAGUACUCUGAAACACCCAAAGUGGUUCUUCAACCUUAAUAUUGGUGUUUUUAAGAGAGUGUUGUGAUUUUUGGGGGGGAGGGUUUCAGUGCAUGUAAAAGGCAUCAUCAAAACACAAAAACUGUGUUUCUCAUACAAUCAAUGGUUUAAAAAUGCAAAUGGUUUAUAGCCUAGAUAUUGAUUGAUGAUAAGGGCCUAUGAAUAAAGUUUUUUGUGGAAUUCCACCUUUAUUUUUUCAAUGCUUUAUUUAGACAGAUUAGAAACAGGAGGGACAGUAAGAUGAACAAAUGUAAUAAGAUGGCGCUGGGAUGCAUAGCUGCCGUUUUAUGGGCACCUGAACAAUUCUGCAAUUUUGUGUGGUUUUUUUGCGCUGAUUUGAACUUUUUUUGUACAUACAGUGCCUUCGGAAAGUAUUCAGACCCCUUGACUUUUUCAACAUUUUGUUACGUUACAGCCUUAUUCUAAAAUGUAUUAAAUUGUUUUUUUCCCCUCAUCAAUCUACACACAAUACCCCAUAAUGACAAAGCAAAAACAGUUUUUUUGAAUUUUUUGCUAAUUUAUAAAAAAUAAAAAAAACGGAAAUAUACAUUUACAUAAGUAUUCAGACCCUUUACGCAGUACUUUGUUAAAGCACCUUUGGCAGAGAUUACAUCAUCGAGGCUUCUUGGGUAUGACGCUACAAGCUUGGCACACCUGUAUUUGGGGAGUUUCUCCCAUUCUUCUCUGCAGAUCCUCUCAAGCUCUGUCAGGUUGGAUGGUGAGCAUUGCUGCAAUUUUCAGGUCUCUCCAGAGAUGUUAGAUCGGGUUCAUGUCUGGGAUCUGGCUGGGCCACUCAAGGACAUUCAGAGACUUGUCCCGAAGCCACUCCUGCCUUGUCUUGGCUGUGUGCUUAGGGUCGUUGUCCUGUUGGAAGGUGAACCUUCGCCCCAGUCUGAGGUCCUGAGCGCUCUGGAGCAGGUUUUCAUCAAGGAUCUCUCUGUACUUUGCUCCGUUCAUCUUUGCCUCGAUCCUGAGUAGUCUCCCAGUCCCUGCCGCUGAAAAACAUCCCCACAGCAUAAUGCUGCCACCACCAUGCUUCACCAUAGGGAUGUUGCCAGGUUUCCUCCAGACGUGACGCUUGGCAUUCAGGCCAAAGAGUUCCAUCUUGGUUUCAUCAGACCACAUAAUCUUGUUUCUCAUGGUCUGAGAGUCUUUAGGUGUCUUUUGGCAAACUCCAAGCGGGCUGUCAUGUGCCUUUUACUGAGGAGUGGCUUCCGUCUGGCUGCAGAGAUGGUUGUCCUUCUAUAAGGUUCUCCCAUCUCCACAGAGGAACUCUAGAGCUCUGUCAGAGUGACCAUCAGGUUCUUGGUCACCUCCCUGACCAAGGCCCUACUCCACCGAUUGCUCAGUUUGGCCGGGCGGCCAGCUCUAUGAAGAGUCUUGGUGGUUCCAAACUUCUUCCAUUUAAGAAUGAUGGAGGCCACUGUGUUCUUAUGAACCUUCAAUGCAGCAGAUAGUGAGAUAGUAUGACUUACUAUCUCACUUUAGCAUUUUUGCUAAUUAGCAACUUUUCAACUACUUACUACUUUUUAGCUACUUUGAAACUACUUAGCAUGUUAGCUAACCCUUCCCCUAACAUUAACCCUUUUUAGCUAACCCUUCCCCUAAUCCUAACCUUAACCCUUACCCUAAACUUAACCCUUUAACCAGCUCCUAAACUUAACCCUAACCUUAACUCUGACAUGCACUGUCAACUGUGGGACCUUAUAUAGACAGGUGUGUGCCUUUCCAAAUCAUGUCCAGUCAAUUGAAUUUACCACAGGUGGACUCCAAUCAAGUUGUAGAAACAUCUCAAGGAUGAUCAAUGGAAACAGGAUGCACCUGAGCUGAAUUUCGAGUCUUAUAGCAAAGGGUCUGAAUACUUAUGUAAAUAAGGUAUUUCGCUUUGUCAUUAUGGGGUAUUGUGUGUAGAUUGCUGAGGAAAAUGUUUUAUUUAAUCCAUUUUAGAAAAAGGCUUUAACGUCACAAAAUGUGGAAAAAGUCAAGGGGUCUGAAUACUUUCUGAAGGCGCUGUAAUGUCUCGAGGUUCUGCUUGCCUGAGUUAGAAUACAGAACCUCACGAUAAGCUGUAGACCAUACUAUUUACCAAGAGAGUUUUAAUACAGUAUAUAUUUUUUGUAGAUGUCUAUUUACCACCACAAACCGAUGCUGGCACUAAGACUGCACUAAACGAGCUGUAUAGGGCCAUAAGCAAACAAGAAAAUGCUCAUCCAGAGGCAGCGCUUUAGUGGCCAGUGAUUUUAAUGAAGGAAAACUGAAAUCCGCAUGUCACCUAUGUAACUAGAGGAGAAAAAAAACUCUAAAUCACCUUUACUCCAUAUACAGAGACACAUACAAAGCUCUCCCUCGCCCUCCAUUUGGCAAAUCUGACCAUAACUUAUCCUCCUGAUUCCUGCUUACAAGCAAAAAAUCAAACAGGAAGUACCUGUGAUACGCUCAAUACGGAAGUGGUCCGAUGAAGCGGAUUUUAAACUACAGGACUGUUUUACUAGCACAGACUGGAAUAUGUUCCGGGAUUCAUCCGAUGGCAUUGAGGAGUUUACUACAUCAGUUGUCGGCUUCAUUAAUAAGUGCAUUGACGUCCCCACAGUGACAGUACAUACAUAUUCCAAACAGAAGCCAUGGAUUACAGGCAACAUCCGCACUGAGCUAAAGGCUAGAGCUGCCGCUUUCAAUGAGCGGGACAUUAAUCUGGACGCUUAUAAAAAAUCCUGCUACGCCCUCAGACGAACCAUCAAACAGGCAGAGCGUCAAUACAGGACUAAGAUCGAAUCCUACUACACCAGCUUUGGCGCUCAUCGGAUGUGGCAGGGUUUGCAAACUAUCCCAGAUUAAUAUGGGAAACCCAGCAGCAAGCUGCCCAGUGACGCGAGCCUACCAGACGAGCUAAAUGCCUUCUAUGCUCGCUUCAAGGCAAGCAACACUGAAAUAUGCGUGAGAGCACCAGCUGUUCCGGGUGACUGUGUGAUCAUACUCUCUGUAGCUGAUGUGAGUAAGACUAGUCCUUGUGCCCAAGAACGCCAAGGUAACCUGUCUAAAUGACUACCACCCCAUAGCACUCACACCUGUAGCCUUGAAAUGCUUUGAAAGGCUGGUCAUGGCUCACAUCAACACCAUCAUCCCAGAAACCCUGGACCCAAUUCACAUAUCACCCAAACAGAUCCACAGAUAACGCCAUCUCUAUUGCACUCCAUACUGCCCUUUCUCACCUGGACAAAAGGAACACCUACGCGAGAAUGCUAUUCAUUGACUACAGCUCAGCAUUCAACACCAUAGUGCCCUCCAAGCUCAUCACUAAGAUUCUGGACUUCCUGACGGGCCGCCCCCAGGUGGUGAGGGUAGGCAACAACACAUCCACCAUGCUGACCCUCAACAUGGGGGCUCCUCAGGGGUGCGUGUUUAGUCCCCUCCUGUACUCCCUGUUCACCCAUGACUGUGUGGCCGUGCAAGACUCCUACACCAUCAUCAAGUUUGCCAAUGACACAGCGGUGGUGGGCCUGAUCACCAGCGAUGAUGAGACAGCCUAUAGGGAGGAGGUCAGAGACCCGGCAGUGUGGUGCCAGGAUAACAACAUCUCCCUCAACGUAGGCAAGACAAAUUAGCUUAUCGUGGACUACAGGAAACGGAAGGCCGAACACGCCCCCAUUCACAUAAACAGGGCUGUAGUGGAGCGGGUCGAGAGCGUCAAGUUCCUCGGUGUCCAUAAGGACCUAUCAUGGUCCAAAUACAUCAACACAGUCGUGAAGAGGGCACGACAAUGCCUCUUCCCCCUCAGGAGGCGGUAAAUAUUUGGCAUGGGCCCUCAGCUCCUCAAAGUUAUACAGCUGCACCAUUUGAGAGCAUCUGGCUGCAUCACCGCUUGGUAGGGCAACUGCUCGGCAUCCGACCGCAAGGCGCUAAAGAGGAUAGUGCGUACGGCCCAGUACAUCACUGGGGUCGAACUCCCUGCCAUCCAGGAACUCAAUACCAGGCGGUGUCAGAGGAAUACCCUAUAAAUUGUCAAAGACUCCAGCCACCCAAGUCAUAGACUGUUCUCUCUGCUACCGCACGGCAAAUGGUACCGGAGCGCCAAGUCUUGAACCAAAAGGCUCCUGAACAGCUUCUACCCCCAAGCCAUAAGACUGCUUAAUAUUUAACCAAAUAGCUACCCGGACUAUCUGCAUUGACCCUUUUUGCACUAACUCUUUUUGAUUCUAUACACACACGCCGGACUCACACACCCACACACUCACACAUACUUACACUGACACUCCAACACAUACACACACACUCACUCACACAUAACAUGUACACAGAGGCACACAUUCGCCACACACACACUUACACACUCAUCACAAACGCUGCUGCUACUGUCUAUUAUCUAUCCUGUUGCCUAGUCACUUUACCCCUACCUAUAUGUACAUACAGUUGAAGUCGGAAGUUUACAUACACUUAGGUUGGAGUCAUUAAAAUUUGUUUUUCAACCACUCCACAAAUUUCUUGUUAACAAACUAUAGUUUUGGCAAGUUGGUUAGGACAUCUACUUUGUGCAUGACACAAGUAAUUUUUCCAACAAUUGUUUACAGACAGAUUAUUUCACUUAUAAUUCACUGUAUCACAAUUCCAGUGGGUAAGCAAUUUCCAAACGCCUGAAGGUACUACGUUCAUCUGUACAAACAAUAGUACGCAAGUAUAAACACCAUGGGACCACGCAGCCGUCAUACCACUCAGGAAGGAGAUGCGUUCUGUCUCCUAGAGAUAAAUGUACUUUGGUGCGAAAAAUCAAUCCCAGAACAACAGCAAAGGACCUUCUGAAGAUGCUGGAGGAAACAGGUACAAAAUUAUCUAUAUCCACAGUAAAAUGAGUCCUAUAUCGACAUAACCUGAAAGGCCGCUCAGCAAGGAAGAAGCAACUGCUCCAAAACCGCCAUAAAAAAAUACAGACUACGGGUUGCAACUGCACAUGGGGACAAAGAUCGUACUUUUUGGAGAAAUGUCCUCUGGUCUGAUGAAACAAAAAUAGAACUGUUUGGCCAUAAUGACCAUCGUUAUGUUUGGAGGAAAAGGGGGAAUGCUUGCAAGCAGAAGAACACCAUCCCAACCGUGAAGCACGGGGGUAGCAGCAUCAUGCUGUGGGGGUGCUUUGCUGCAGGUGGGACUGGUGCACUUCACAAAAUAGAUGGCAUCAUGAGGAAGGAAAAUUAUGUGGAUAUAUUGAAGCAACAUCUCAAGACAUCAGUCAGGAAGUUAAAGCUUGGUCGCAAAUGGGUCUUCCAAAUGGACAAUGACCCCAAGCAUACUUCCAAAGUUGUGGCAAAAUGGCUUAAGGACAACAAAGUCAAGGUAUUGGAGUGGCCAUCACAAAGCCCUGACCUCAAUCCUAUAGAAAUGUUUUGGCCAGAACUGAAAAAGAGUGUGUGAGCAAGGAGGCCUACAAACCUGACUCAGUUACACCAGCUCUGUCAGGAGGAAUGGGCCAAAAUUCACCCAACUUAUUGUGGGAAGCUUGUGGAAGGCUACCCAAAACAUUUGACCCAAGUUAAACAAUUUAAAGGCAAUGCAACCAAAUACUAAUUGAGUGUAUGUUAACUUCUGACACACUGGGAAUGUGAUGAAAGAAAUAAAAGCUGAAAUAAAUCAUUCUCUCUACUAUUAUUCUGACAUUUCACAUUCAUAAAAUAAAGUGGUGAUCCUAAUUGACCUAAGACAGGGAAUUCUUACUAGGAUUAAAUGUCAGGAAUUGUGAAAAACUGAGUUAAAAUGUAUUUGGCUAAGGUGUAUGUAAAUUUGCAUUUUAAGACUUUGUGAUUCUUUCACAUAAUGUUAUAUACAUGAUUAAAGCUCCCGAGUGGCGCAGUGGUCUAAGGCACUGCAUUGCAGUGCUAGCUGUGCCACUAGAGAUCCUGGUUCGAAUCCAGGCUCUGUUGUAGCUGGCUGCAACCGGGAGACCCAUGGGGCGGCGCACAAUUGGCCCUGCAUCGUCCAUGGUAGGGGAGGGAAUGGCUGGCAGGGAUGUAGCUCAGUUGGUAGAGCAUGGUGUUUGCAACUCCAGGGUUGUGGGUUCAAUUCCUAUGGGGGGCCAAUAUGAAAUCAAAAAUACAAAAUAAAUAAUAAUAAUGUAUGCAAUCACUAACUGUAAGUCGCUCUGGAUAAGAGCCUCUCUGCUAAAUGACUAAAAUGUAAAGAAAGAAAAGUCAAUUUCUAUAUUAGUAUUAAGCUUGUUGUGCCAUGAGGUGUAAUGGAUCAUGAUGAACAGAUAUCAAAACCAUCAGGCAAAUUGCAUCCAUAUGUGAGAGUCCUUGUGUCUAUGUAUUUACCAAUAAAGUGCCGGGGAGUUUGUUAUUGUUUGAAUUGCAGAUUGCCCCUUUAAAAGGGGUCAACCUGCAGGACUAUUCAAUGUCCAUGAUCCACGCUUACUAUCUCAUAAUUAUGACUUACUAUCUCAGAAUUAUGACUUUCUAUCGAAUAAUAACGACUUACUAUCUCAUAAUUAUGACUUACUAUCUCACAAUUAUGACUUACUAUAUCUUAAUAAUGAUUUACUAUCUCAUAAUUAUGAACAGGCUUCCAUAGACAUGUGGUCAUGGAGGAAAACACUUGAAUAAAUUAGGCCUAUUUGUGAUACAAAUGCUAAAUGAUCAGUCGGUAACACUACAGCCUGCUGAUAUAAUUUAUUAUGAGCAUUUAGGACCCCCUGAAGAUCAUUUAAUAAUAAUCGUAUAAUGUUCCUGACAAAAUAGCUACCGUUUAGAGUGAGUAGAAAUGUUGAUACAUAGAGAACAUAUUAGGCUAUUGUUACUGUAUUUAGCAUUGUUAUAAGAAUACAAUAUUAUAAAAGCUCUUAUGUGCUUAUAGCAAGUUAUUAAGUAUUACACCUCCAGUUACUGAUCUGUAAUGCCAAUGAAUAAGUGGUCUCAAAACCCACAUUUCCACUCAAUUGCACACCUUUGGAAUGCAAUGUUGGCUAAUUUGAUUUGUUAAGAUUUUUUAAAACCUUUCUCAUACUGUCAUUGAGAACUCCUGAGAAUGACUCCAAUUAUUCCCUUUUUCUUCUCUUGGUGGCUAUGGUUCUCCAGGCGAGAGGCCAUUCCAGUGUACCUGGCCAGACUGCACUAAGAGGUUUUCGCGUUCAGACGAGUUGACACGCCACUACCGCACACAUACAGGGGAGAAGCGCUUCACCUGCCCACUAUGUGACAAGUGUUUCAUGAGGAGUGAUCACCUGACCAAACACGCACGCCGCCACACAGGCUUCCACCCCAGCAUGCUUCAGGGCCCCAUGGUCAGAAGACGCCGCUCCUCUGCCUUCCUCUCCUCCCCCGACUCUGGAGACCAGAGCCCAACUGGUGUGUGAAACACACACAACAAUAUACACUACAAGGAGGUGGAAGUACUCUUAGAAAAAAAGGUCCUAUCUAGAACCUAAAAGGGGUUAUUCAGCUGUCCCCAUAGGACAACCCUUUGAAUAACUAUUUUUGGUUCAAGGUAGAACCCUUUUCGGUUCCAUUUAGAACCCUUCCCACAGAGGGUUAUACAAAAAGGGUUCUCCUAUGGGUACAGCUGAAGAACCCUUUUGGAACCCUUUUUUCUGAGAGUGUAGGCUAGUUACUUUACUUUCUGUUAAAAUGUUUUGCUACUGUGUGCCCAGUGCCCUACUGAACAUGACCCUGUUUGUUUUCUGUUUAGUAAUAGCUUUGUACUGGUCUGUAG